Messenger RNA from Neurospora tetraspora, 1929 nucleotides. RefSeq lists its product as uncharacterized. The record is from RefSeq and is a predicted model, not a curated record. The transcript has 3 exons. The coding region runs from base 1 to 1929 and encodes 642 amino acids. Gene Ontology annotation, cellular component: peroxisome; cytoplasmic side of plasma membrane; lipid droplet. Lineage: Eukaryota; Fungi; Ascomycota; Sordariomycetes; Sordariales; Sordariaceae. Gene Ontology annotation, biological process: long-chain fatty acid import into cell; very long-chain fatty acid metabolic process. Gene Ontology annotation, molecular function: long-chain fatty acid transmembrane transporter activity; very long-chain fatty acid-CoA ligase activity; long-chain fatty acid-CoA ligase activity.
AUGAUAUACCCCGUUACCGUUCCCGCGGUAGCUGCUGCCGCUGCCUACGUCAAUGCUCGAUUCCUCGCUUACUACGACCUGGAACUGCUCAGAGCCAUCAUUCCUACCGUCCUCGGUGGUGCUUGGAAGCGUUACCGGGACCGUGUGAAUCUUUUCUACCAACUCGAGAACCUCGCAACCACCAAGUCGUCCGAAAACAGAGUGUUCCUUCGGUUCCAAGACCGCGCUUACACGUAUGCGCAGGCUUACGACACAGUCCUGCGGUAUGCCAACUGGCUCAAGAAUAGGCGUGGCAUCAAAAGGGGCGACCUUGUUGGCUUGGACUUUCAAAAUACCGAUACCUUCAUCUUCCUCUUCCUCGCUACAUGGGCCAUUGGAGCGUCGCCGGCACUACUGAACUACAACCUCACCGGUAACCCGCUUAUCCACUGCGUGAACAAGUCAACGGCGCGGUUGGUCCUGGUCGACCCCGUUGUUGCGAGCAAUGUCAGUGAGGAUGUUAGGUCGGCGCUGGGGGAUGUCACCUUUGAAGUGGUGACGCCAGAGUUGGAACAAGAGAUGCUGGCAAUGGAUAACGUCCGCCCUGCGGAUGAGCUGAGAAGCGGAUUCAAGGACGAAGACAUAGCGAUGCUCAUCUACACCAGCGGUACGACAGGCUUGCCCAAACCUGCCAUUAUCUCAUGGGCCAAGGCCGCUACUGUUGCCAAUUUCACCUUCCGAUGGCUCGGCACCAAUGUGAACGACGUAUAUUAUACGGCUAUGCCUCUUUACCACAGCACAGCCAUGCUGUUGGGCUUUGCCCAUACUCUGGCAGCAGGAGCUACCUUUGCCAUCAGCCGCAAGUUCUCAACUUCCGGAUUUUGGAAUGACGUCCGGAAACACGAUGCCACGAUUAUCCAGUACGUCGGAGAGACAUGCAGGUACCUCCUAUCGGCACCUCCCAACCUCGAUCCAGUUACUGGUGAAGAUCUCGACCGCAAACAUAGAGUACGCGCUGCCUUUGGAAACGGACUGCGACCGGAUGUAUGGAACCGAUUCAAGGAGCGCUUCGGCAUCGAGACCAUCGCCGAAUUCUAUGGCGCUACCGAGGGCACCUUUGCGACGUGGAACAAGAGCCGGAACGACUUCAGCAUGGGUGCAGUGGGACGGAGUGGUAGUCUCUACAACCUUAUCCUCGGAAGAAACGUUGCCAUUGUCGAGGUGGACCAUGAAACCGAGCUUCCCCACCGGGAUCCCAAAACCGGGUUUUGUACCCGAGCACCCCGCGGAGAGCCGGGCGAGCUUCUCUUCAGGUUACCGCCUGGCGAUAUCAACUCUCGCUUCCAGGGCUACUAUGGCGACAAGGAAUCGACAUCGAAGAAGGUGAUGAGGGAUGUGUUCAGCAAGGGCGACGCCUGGUUCCGUACCGGUGAUGUGCUGCGCUGGGAUAACGAGAACCGAGUUUACUUUAGCGACCGCAUCGGUGACACUUUCCGGUGGAAGAGCGAGAACGUGUCGACCGCUGAGGUUGCCCAGGUGGUUGGCUUGCAUCCCGCGGUUCUCGAGUGCAAUGUCUACGGCGUCCAGGUGCCUAGUCAUGAGGGCCGCGCUGGCUGUGCUGCCGUGGUUCUGAACCCGUCAGGCUUAGUGCAGACAAGCGGCGAUGAGGCUAGAGCACCCAGGCCAACCGACGACACCCUCAAGAGUCUAGCCGAGCACGUCCAGAGGGGGCUUCCCAAGUACGCUUUGCCUCUGUUCCUGCGUGUAGUGCCUGAGGGAGGCCUCCAGACGACAGGCACGAACAAGCAGCAAAAGCACAACCUGCGCAGCGAGGGCGUGGAUCCGGCGAAGACGGGUGAGGAUGAAGUGUUCUGGCUAAGGAACGGUUCGUACGUCAAGUUUGGCGUGGCGGAUUGGAAGGAGCUUAAUGGAGGUAAUGUGAAGCUUUGA